Molecule: messenger RNA, 420 nt
Organism: Suricata suricatta (meerkat)
Lineage: Eukaryota; Metazoa; Chordata; Mammalia; Carnivora; Herpestidae
Product: leukocyte immunoglobulin-like receptor subfamily A member 6
Exons: 2
Source: RefSeq, a predicted model, not a curated record
ACCUUCCGUCUACUGAAGGAGGGGGGAGCUGACGCGCCCCGAGUCCUGGAAUUGAAGUUCCUUCAUGAGAAGACACAGGCACUCUUCCCCGUGGGUCCCGUGAGCGCCUCUCAUGGGGGGACCUACAGCUGCUACUUUUCUCCGGCCUCCUACCCUUACGUGUGGUCACACCCCAGUGCCCCUCUGCACCUGCAGAUCACAGGUGCCUACAGGGAGCCCACCCUCUCAGCCCAGCCGGGCUCGCUGUUGCAGCCUGGAGACAACCUGACCCUCCAGUGUCACUCAGAAGACGGAUUUGACACAUUCGCUCUGACGAAGGACCAGGGGCUCACACCUCCUGUGCGUCUACAUGGGCAGCCCAGCCCCGACUUCCCCCUGGGCCAUGUGAACUCCACCCAUGGGGGCCGGUACACAUGCUAU